Molecule: messenger RNA, 1767 nt
Organism: Striga hermonthica
Lineage: Eukaryota; Viridiplantae; Streptophyta; Magnoliopsida; Lamiales; Orobanchaceae
Source: the annotation of a GenBank genome assembly
AUGACAGCAAUGGCGUCGCCAGCAGCUCCCGCGAACGACGUUGAGACAGUGGCGAUGUCAAAUCUUCUCCCGCUAGCCUCCGCAGCUCAGCAGCCAUACGUCUCUGAGCUUCUCUCUUUCACACUCGAUCGCCUUCACAAGGAACCGGAAUUAUUGAGAGUCGAUGCGGAGAGAAUACGGAGGCAGAUGCAGGAGGUGGCCGUGGGCAAUUACCGUGCUUUCAUUGCGGCGGCAGAUGCGUUGCUCGAGAUCCGGGAGGAGGUUACUUCGAUUGAUAAGCAUCUCGAGUCCCUGAUUGCUGAAAUUCCUAAGCUAACAUCUGGUUGCACUGAGUUUGUUGAUUCUGCGGAACAUAUUUUGGAGAAGAGGAAGAUGAACCAAACAUUACUGGCAAAUCAUAGUACUUUGCUUGAUUUGCUUGAAAUUCCUCAGCUCAUGGACACAUGUGUGAGAAAUGGAAAUUAUGAUGAAGCCCUUGAUUUAGAGGCAUUUGUUGCGAAACUUACUACGAUGCACCCAAAAAUUCCGUUGAUUCAGGCUCUAGCUGCAGAAGUUCGGCAGACUACCCAGUCUCUUCUCUCUCAGCUUCUCCAGAAACUUAGAUCUAACAUUCAGUUGCCUGAGUGCCUCCGCAUCAUAGGAUAUUUACGUCGAAUAGGAGUUUUCAAUGAGUAUGAAAUGCGUCUACAGUUUUUAAGAUGCCGUGAAGCCUGGCUUACUGGAAUACUUGAUGAUCUAGACCAGAGAAACCCUUACGAAUAUUUGAAAGGGAUGGUGAAUUGUCAUAGAAUGCAUCUUUUUGAUGUUGUUAAUCAGUACCGGGCCAUAUUCGUUGAUGACACAUCAGGAAACGAAGAAAAUUAUGAUGGUGGCCUUCUCUUUGACUGGGCCAUGCAUCAGAUUACCUUGCACCUGAAGACCCUCAAAAUCAUGCUUCCUAAGAUAAGUGAAGGUGGAUCUUUGUCAAAUAUUCUUGAUCAAAGCAUGUAUUGUGCUAUGGGCCUUGGUUGGGUUGGGUUGGAUUUUCGAGGACUGCUUCCCCCACUUUUUGAAGAAGCAGUCCUUAAUUUGUUUUCUAAGAAUAUGAGGACAGCAAUCGAAAAUUUUCAGUUAGUCCUGGAUUCUCACCGGUGGGUCCCAUUGCCAGCAGUUGGCUUCCCUGCAAGUAGUUUGAAUGAAGAAAGUCGUGAAGAUGUCACACCUCCUUCGAAUCUAAUGGAGCAUCCGCCACUUGCCGUUUUUAUCAAUGGUAUAUCUGCCGCUAUGAAUGAACUACGCCCUUGUGCUCCUUUAAGCCUGAAAAACUUGCUUGCCCAAGAACUAGUUAAGGGUUUGCAGGCAGUUUCCGAUUCGCUCCUGAGAUACAGUACAACUAGGAUGCUCAAAGAUAAUGAGUCUGUUCUUUUUAUUAAGCUGUGCCAUGCUUUUGUUGAGGUCGCUUUCCCUCAUUGUGCAACAUGCUUUGGCCGUUGUUACCCGGGCUCGGCAGCUCUCAUAUCCGAUGCAAAAAACUUAUUCGAUGGACUUAGCCGUUUAUUAGCAUCCUCGCCAUCAAGGGAACUACCAAAACCUACUAUCAAUGCUGAGGCUAAUACAAACACUAAUACAUCGGAAAAUGGUAAUUCGCCAACUGUGGAAAAUGGGGUGAUGAAUGGCAUCCAACGAACCACGAGCUCCACCCUAUCGGAAAAAAACCAGGAUUACACGAGUCCACUGAAAGAUAGGGUGGAUUCACAUGAAGAUGUCAAAGGAUCAACAGUAACAUGA